CUAGGGUUAUCAUAGGACUCCCCACCCCCUCUCCGCUUCCUCGCCCCGACUCCCACCUGUCGUCCCAAUCUCUCGCCCCUACGCCGGGGACCCCCUUCUCUCGCCGCCCCGCCGCCCCGCGAGUUCCGUCGCCGCUUUCGCUGCCGCCCCGUCGGUCGUCGAACGCCGCCUAGUCACCGUCGCGAACCUCCACGCCUGCUCCGUCCCCACAUCGACACCGUAUUCCGCCUCUCCCAUCUGCCACCUCAACCGCCGGGAGCGCCUCCCUCGCCGACCUCCACUGCCCCUCCGCUACCUCAUCCGCCAAUAGCGAGAAGGACCUGUUCGUUGGAUACUGCCAUCGAUGGAGAGCAGUGAACCACUCCAGGAUAUAAUGUGUGAGUUCCGUGCUGGUAAGAUGUCUCUUGAGGGGACACGGGUGAUCCCAGACACACGCAAGGGACUUGUUCGUAUUGGAAGGGGUGAAGAAGGCUUGAUUCAUUUUCAGUGGCUUGACCGUGGACAAAACAUAGUUGAAGAUGAUCAAAUUGUCUUCCCUGAUGAGGCUGUCUUUGAGAAGGUAACAGAAUCUUCUGGAAGGGUGUACAUCUUGAAGUUCAGGCAUGAUAACAGGAAAUUCUUCCUAUGGAUGCAGGAGACAAAUGCUGAUGGGGACUCGCAAAUAUGCCGCCAAGUUAAUGCCUACAUAAAUCGGCCCUUGGAUGGCGAUGCAAUUUCUAUUGAAGCAGAAAUGUCACAUGAAGAUACAGCUGAUGAUGACAUCUCUUCCAGAGCUGGGAAUUUAGUUGAUCAGAGCAUGACCGCUGAUAUGGCUGGUGAAGUGACUUCUGCCGCUGGACCUGUACGACUGUCUGACCUUCAGAGAAUAUUGAGUUCUAUACAACCAUCUGAUGCUAUGGCAGAUCCUGAUGCUGGAUUGAGACUAGGAGACAUCUUGAAGCCUGAAUUGAUAUUGCCCCUAAUUGAAACUUUGCCCAUUGAACAGUUGGCAUCACAUCUUCCAGAGGGUUCUUGGACUGCUGGUGAUAUUCUUGAGCUGCUGCAAAGUCCUCCUUUGCGACAGCAACUGGAUGCCUUUACUCAUGUGCUGCAGACUGGCCAAAUAGAUCUUGCUCAGUUUGGAGUGGACCCUAGUAAAUACAAGUUCACAGUUGCCUCAUUCCUGGAGGCAUUGGAAGACUCCGUGGCAAAAGCUUGUACAGAUGGAGACAAUGAUUCAAAGGCCAAGAAAGAUGGUGGAAAUGAUCCCAUGGAUGAGACUUGAUUGCGCAGCGCACCUAGGGGUGUGUGGCCUUGAUCUGAGUUGCUCAUGCCGUCAUGCGCGGUGGAACUUAUCAUGUUUGCAAAUCUGAUGGCACACAAAGCAGAGGACGUUUUAUUUUGUCACCCCCUCAAAAUCUAGAUGCUAUUUUGGCUGUGAUUUUUUAGAUACUAUCAGUCGCUUCCAUAUGUCCCAGUUGAUUCCAUGUCGUGACUUGAGUAUUCUGAUGAAAAUGCUUCCAUAUCGUAUAAUUUAUAUUCUGAUC
Molecule: messenger RNA, 1526 nt
Organism: Triticum urartu
Lineage: Eukaryota; Viridiplantae; Streptophyta; Magnoliopsida; Poales; Poaceae
Gene: RPN13
Product: regulatory particle non-ATPase 13
Cellular component (GO): cytoplasm; proteasome regulatory particle, lid subcomplex; nucleus
Molecular function (GO): proteasome binding; endopeptidase activator activity
Source: RefSeq, a predicted model, not a curated record